Molecule: messenger RNA, 1672 nt
Organism: Lolium rigidum
Lineage: Eukaryota; Viridiplantae; Streptophyta; Magnoliopsida; Poales; Poaceae
Product: ankyrin-1-like
Exons: 12
Coding region: 1-1323 (440 amino acids)
Molecular function (GO): protein binding
Source: RefSeq, a predicted model, not a curated record
AUGGCGGCGGCGCCGUUCGUAUACCUCCGCCCCUCCGACGACGGCACCCGUCAGGGUGCCCUCAUGAGGGCGGCCUUCGACGGCAACCUCGGCCGCCUCAAAGGUGUUGUAAAGAGUCUUCUCAAAGAGAAUGGUGACCCAAGGAUGAUUCUUGCGUACAGUAAGGAUGGCCUCAGUGUGCUACAUGCUGCGGCAUACAAAGGCCAUUUGGAGAUGUGCAAAUACUUGGUGGAGGAUCUCGGAGGAGAUGUGAAUGCUCCUGGAGUUGUAGUUGUAGUUGGAGCUGGAGAUUUUCUUGCAGGUGCAACACCUUUUAUGAUCUCUGCCCAUUCUGGAGAUGUUCCUACUGUGAAAUAUUUCCUUGAUUGUGGCGGUGAUCUACUGAAAGCAGAUGUAAAAGGCCGCACGGUUCUCCACCAUGCCGCGGGUGCAGGAUCCUGUAAGGUAACAGAGUUCCUGAUUUCAAAAGGAGUACCGGUAGACAUAGACUAUGGCCAGGGAACACCGCUAUAUGUUGCUGCUACCAAUGAGAAGGAUAAAACACUGAAGAUUUUGUUGGACCACCACGCAAAUCCUAACGUCAUUGUUAAUGGUGUGCAAUAUCCCCUGAUGAAUGCUCUUGUAUACCGUUCAUUGAAGUGCAUGAAGCUGCUAAUUAAGGCCGGUGCUGAUGUUAAUGGAAAGUGUUCCAUUAUGACUCCGUUAGUGUUCGCUACGGGGUUUGGAGGUUAUACAAACUUCAUUCGGUUUCUGUUGAAGGCUGGGGCAGAUCCUAAUAUUCCCGAUGAUUUGGGUAGAUUACCAAUAGAGCGUGCUGCAGUACGUGAUUGCAAGGAGGAAGUUGAAAUGUUGUUUCCAUUGACUUACCCAAUACCAAAUGUUCGAAACUGGAGUAUUGAAGGAGUAAUCUCGCAUGCAAAAAUUGAAGCUAAGAAGCCACUCGAUCAACAAGACUUUGAGAGAAGAAAAAAUGUUGCCAAGACAGGGGCAGAUACGGCAUUCAAACAGAAGGAUUAUAAGACAGCACUGAAACUUUAUGAUUUGGUGAUAGAUCAUGGAGAGAAUGCAACACUGUAUGCGAACAGGAGUAUUUGUAAGCUGGCCAUGGGUGACGGUGAAGGUGCUCUGUCAGAUGCUCUCAGGUGCAGAAUGCUGCGACCUAAAUGGGCAAAAGCCUGCUACCGUCAGGGUGCAGCUCACAUGCUACUCAAGGAGUAUAAACAAGCUUGUGAUGCUCUUCGUGAUGCACAAAAACUAGACCCUGGGAAUGCUGAGGUUGAGAGAGAACUAAGCAAGGCGAUGGAACUAAUGAAGACCUCGUGAUGAAGCUGAGCAGAGAGGCGUGGUGGCGCAUUGGUGUGUAGUCUGCAACAUGUGCAAGUUGUCACUGAAGUAGAGCUAGCAAGAACUCCUAAUCCUCAUGUUCUGUGAAGAGUUAAAAACUCGGGAAAAAACAUGCUAAUUUUGUAAGUGCUACAUGCCCCAGAGCUAGCAGGAACUACUAUACUAUCCAGAUGUUCUGGUGUAGAGGUACGUUGUCUUGGAUGGAAUUGCUUUGCCUGACCGAUUCCUGGACAGAUCGCAGUUCCUUUUUCCGAGAACAAGAGACGCCUCCACGGGCUUUUGUAUGUUACUCUAUACUGCUGGCAGGAGAUGUUAUUAUUGAGGGAAC